Messenger RNA from Gambusia affinis (western mosquitofish), 1818 nucleotides. It is a transcript of the gene slc38a6, whose product is annotated as solute carrier family 38 member 6. The coding region runs from base 84 to 1457 and encodes 457 amino acids. The record is from RefSeq and is a predicted model, not a curated record. NCBI's taxonomy places the organism in Eukaryota, Metazoa, Chordata, Actinopteri, Cyprinodontiformes, Poeciliidae. Gene Ontology annotation, biological process: L-glutamine transport; amino acid transmembrane transport. Gene Ontology annotation, molecular function: L-glutamine transmembrane transporter activity. The transcript is spliced from 17 exons.
GCACGCUUUAAUUACGUCAUCCACACUCGACGGGAGCCGCCUGGGGAUUGAUCAACAACUUUACAACUCGAAGGAGCAGGAAAAUGAGCAUCAACAGCAGCGAACAGGCGGAUGUUUAUACCAGGCUCUCUGAAAGAGACUCCGCUCUUAGCGAGAAUACUCCUCUGUUGGGAAAUGGAUUGGCGCAGACCAGAGCCACUGGAGCCUCCUUCGCCUCCUGUGUGUUCAACCUGAUGAACGCCAUCAUGGGCAGUGGGAUUCUGGGUCUGGCUUAUGCCAUGGCCAGCACAGGGAUAGUUGAGUUUUGCAUCCUGUUAGUACUGGUGUCCAGCCUUGCAGCAUAUUCCAUCCAUCUGCUUCUGACGCUUUGUGACCAAACAGGUAUCAACUUGUAUGAGGAACUUGGAGAAAAAGCCUUGAAAAAACCAGGAAAACUUUUGGUCGGUUUAGCGAUUCUCAUCCAAAAUAUAGGUGCCAUGUCGUCCUACUUGUUCAUCCUGAAGUCGGAGCUUCCUGCAGCCAUCAGCAGCCUCCUGAAUGCAGGAAACACUGAAAAUGCCUGGUAUGAAGAUGGCAGGCUACUUCUCAUCAUAAUCACAUUUUGUGUUGUUGCGCCUUUAGCAAUGCUGCCAAAAAUCGGAUUCCUGGGUUACACCAGCAGCCUUGCCUUCAUCUUCAUGUUGUAUUUUACAGUUGUGGUUGUGGUGAAGAAAUGGUCUAUUCCAUGUCCGCUGCCUCAUAACAUCACAACGCUCUCAGACUUUAAGAAGGUAUCAAACCAAUCUGACUCAGAAUGUACACCUAAACUCUUCAUCCUCUCCAUAAAGAGUGCCUACGCCAUCCCUACUAUGGCCUUCUCCUUUCUGUGCCAUACAGCCAUCCUGCCCAUCUACUGCGAACUGAAGCGACCAACCAAAACCCGAAUGCAGAACGUCGCAAACAUCAGCAUCGGUCUCAGCUUCCUGCUCUACUUCAUUUCUGCUCUGUUUGGGUACCUCACCUUCUAUAGUCAUGUAGAUUCUGAGCUGCUGCGCGGCUACGACGUGUACCUGCCGCGCGACGUCAUGGUGAUGACGGUCCGGCUGGCCAUCCUUCUCUCUGUGCUGCUGACGGUGCCGCUCAUACACUUCCCUGCCCGUAAGGCUGUGAUUGUGAUGCUGUACGGAGGAAACCACUUCUCCUGGCUGACCCACAUCGUCUCCGCUCUGAUCAUCCUGGGUGUGGUGCUGGUGUUGGCCAUCUUCGUGCCUGAUAUCAGGAAUGUGUUUGGAGUCGUUGGCUCAACGAUGUCCAGCUGUCUGCUGUUUGUUUUUCCAGGAAUAUUCUACCUUAAAAUCAGCAGCCAGCCGAUCAAAUCCGUCGACUCCAUCGGGGCCAUAAUUCUGGUGGUUUUUGGGUUGAUAAUGGGCGUUGCCAGUCUCACUGUUAUCAUUAUCUCGUGGGUGCUCACCUCUUGAUCCAAAUACAAACCAGAAAGAGAAAUGUGAACCAAAGAAACUGAAUCAUGAAAGGGACCAGCAUCACCUCAGGGACUUUUUUGUGAUGAACUCUAAAAUGUUUUUAUAGAUUUCAAACUACGACAAACUUUUUCUACAUAUUGACUUUUAAUUUUUUUUUUCUGGAUUUAAAGAUGAACAAGGGAUGAUUUUACUAUUUUGAUUUUGCACUUUAUUAUUCCUUUAAAUUUCCCUGAAACCCUUAAUGAUUCUUGUCCUAACUUGAUGUAUUUCUGCUCUGUUUUGAGCACUAAAUGAAGGGAAAAUUGUUUACAUAAUGAAACCCGGGUUUGCUUGUUUAACCACUAAAAUGUCUUCUUCA